This is a messenger RNA of Sporothrix schenckii 1099-18, 837 nucleotides long. RefSeq lists its product as uncharacterized. The transcript is spliced from 2 exons. The record is from RefSeq and is a predicted model, not a curated record. NCBI's taxonomy places the organism in Eukaryota, Fungi, Ascomycota, Sordariomycetes, Ophiostomatales, Ophiostomataceae. Bases 1 to 837 code for a protein of 278 amino acids.
AUGGAAGUUCUGGUUAUGGCGGGAGAGGCGCUGGUUGGUGAUGUCUCUGGUAUCGUCCACCGUGUGCUCGUUGCCGUUGCAUCCGGUAGACCAAAGACAAUGAUCAAGACCAGGGGACCGGAGGCGUUGACUUUCUGGUUGGGGUUUGAAAUAACUCAAAAGAAAAAUGGGAGAGACGGGGAAGAGCCACGACGAAAACAACGGCAGAAACGGACUACAGCACUAGAGGAGAGGAAGGGCUUGGUGUGCCACGGGAAGAGGAAAGAGCGGCACGAACAUGCACACCAAGACGGCAGGAGAUACGACGAGGACUACGAGUACAAGGAAAGACCAACCGACGGGCGACGUGAGCAUGCUUUUGUCAGAGUCAACGAGCGUGAGGUGAACCAAAAUGGAAGGCGGGACCGACGCCUGCCAACUGGUCGUCCGUCCUCGCCAGACGACUCUGCUCAGAACAGACGACAAUAUUCCAGUGUUGACGUCUUUACGUCUUUUUGUGGCCAGAGGAAAUCGAUCAAAGGCUUAAAAAUCCUUCUCACUACUGCCGGCCGCUUGGACCGGCUAGGACGGAUUAGGACGCCACAACUUGCUCAAAGUUGCGCAUGGCCUGCAGCUCCUGCCAAACUGCGACGCUGUGCCUUCCCCUUCUCCAGCGCCAAGACCCACAUAACUGUCAACGGCAGAGCCUGCAAUUGGCUUGGCGAGGCAUUGGGGGGGUUUUGGGUUGGGAGGGGCUCGAGGGCCUCGUUGUCAGGAACUUGCUCACAUGGAGGGGCGGCAAGAGCGACCAUGCAGCCAAUGUGCAGACAGAGUGGAGCGCCAACAUGUACAUCGUAG